Danio rerio (zebrafish) is the source of this 2771-nucleotide messenger RNA. It is a transcript of the gene itgb3b, whose product is annotated as integrin beta 3b. Gene Ontology annotation, biological process: regulation of transport; regulation of multicellular organismal process; positive regulation of cell migration. Lineage: Eukaryota; Metazoa; Chordata; Actinopteri; Cypriniformes; Danionidae. Gene Ontology annotation, cellular component: postsynaptic membrane; focal adhesion; lamellipodium membrane. The record is from RefSeq and is marked provisional.
GACCGUAAAGGAAAGGAAGAGGAGGGCGCAGACUGCACAAACCACCGGUGAAGUAGAGGAGAACAGCGAUAACAACGAUGGAGGAAACUUCAGCCAAACUCUUCAGCUUAUGGAUUUACUGUGUAAUUAUUUUCCUAUCUGAUGUUGGACUAGGUUCUAACGUCUGUACUUCUCGAGGAGCCAGUACAUGUCAGCAGUGCCUGGCUGUGCAUCCAACCUGUGCCUGGUGCUUUCAAGAGGAUUUUGGACAAGAUGUUCCUGGCUCUUCCCGAUGUGACCUGAAAAGGAACCUUGUAGAAGCAGGAUGCAACAAGGGAGCUCUGGAGUAUCCAACCAGCAAAAUGCACGUAAAAGAGAAUGAAGAUCUCAGUGACAAGGCCUCAGGAUCCACCACUGACGUCACCCAGAUCCAACCUCAAAGCAUACACAUCUCUCUGAGACCCGAUGAUUCGCAGGUUUUCAAGCUGAAAGUCCGACAGGUAGAGGACUACCCUGUGGAUUUGUACUAUCUGAUGGACCUGUCCUACUCCAUGAAUGACGACUUGUCUCAGUUGAGACGGCUGGGGCGAGGCCUGGCUGAAGAGAUGAGCAAAACCACUAGUAAUCUGCGCAUGGGCUUUGGGGCUUUUGUGGAUAAACCUGUGUCCCCGUACAUGUACAUCUCCCCUGAGGAAGCCGUGUUAAAUCCCUGCUACUCAAUCCCGUACAAAUGCCAGCCUCAGUUUGGCUACAGACACGUUCUGUCUCUGACGGAGGAGGUGAACCGCUUUACAGAAGAAGUGAAGAAACAGAAGGUGUCCCGAAACAGGGACGCGCCAGAGGGAGGCUUUGACGCCAUCAUACAAGCAGCCGUGUGCAAGGACAAAAUUGGUUGGAGGCCAGGUGCAUCCCACUUGCUGGUUUUCACUACAGAUGCCAAAACACAUGUGGCACUGGAUGGGCGUAUGGCAGGAAUUGUGCGACCCAAUGAUGGCCAAUGCUAUGUGGGCAGGGACAACAUCUACAAUAUGUCCACAACUAUGGACUACCCAUCCCUGGCACUAAUCACAGAGAAAAUGUCUGAGAACAAUAUAAAUCUGAUCUUUGCUGUAACUAGCCAUGUGGAAUCACUCUAUAAGAACUACAGUGAGUUGAUCCCUGGCACUGCAGUGGGUACGCUGUCCGAGGACUCUCAUAACGUCAUCCAGCUGAUCCAGGAUGCGUAUGCUAAACUGCGCUCUAAGGUAGAGCUGGAGCUCUUGAACGUCCCGGAAGAGCUCAGUCUAACAUUUAAUGCCACAUGUCUCAACGGAGAGGUCAUUCCUGGGCUGAGAUCCUGCUCAGGCCUCAAAAGAGGAGAUACCGUGUCCUUCAGUGUUGAAGCCCGAGCCAGAGGCUGUCCGAAGGAGAAGCGCAAAACCUUCACUAUAAAACCAGUGGGCUUCAAAGACACCUUGCAGAUCACAGUCAACUUUGAAUGUGAGUGUAAAUGCCAAGCAAAGGCUGAGCUUGAGAGUCCCGUCUGCCACCACGGCAAUGGCACCUAUGAGUGUGGCAUCUGCCUGUGUCACCCGGGGCGGCUGGGUCCCCGCUGCGAAUGUGCAGAGGGCGACUACAGCCCAACAGAACAGGACGCCUGCAGUGGGCCAGACAAGGUGAUCUGCAGCGGCCGGGGAGACUGUGUGUGCGGACAGUGCGUCUGUCACAAUAAUGACUUCGGCAAAGUAUGGGGGAAGAGAUGCGAGUGUGAUGAUUUCAGCUGCCUGCGCUAUAAAGGAGAGCUCUGCUCAGGUCAUGGCACUUGUUACUGUGGGUUUUGUCAGUGUGAUCCGGACUGGAAAGGGGAAAACUGCAACUGUUCCACUCGAACAGACACCUGUAUGUCCAGCUUGGGUCUGCUGUGCAGCGGUCGGGGUCAGUGUGUGUGUGGCAGCUGUGAAUGUACUCAACCAGGUGCUUAUGGAUCUACCUGCGACAAAUGUCCCACCUGCCCUGACGCCUGCACACUGAAGAAGGAGUGUGUAGAGUGUAAGCACUUCAAGAGAGGGAAACUCUUCGAUGAUGAUUCCUGCACUCGCAUCUGCAGAGAUGAAAUCAGACUAGUGGAUGAUCUUGUGUUCCAUGAUAAGAAUGCAGUGAAUUGCACCUAUAAGGAUGAGGACGACUGUGUGCAAAGGUUUCAGUACUACGAGGACAACAGUGGCAAAUCCAUCUUGUCUCUGGUCAAAGAGCCAGAUUGCCCUAAAGGCCCCGAUAUCUUGGUGGUGCUGCUGUCAGUAGCUGGUGCCAUCUUAUUCUUGGGUCUUGCCGCCUUGCUUAUCUGGAAACUAUUAAUAACCAUUCAUGAUCGGCGUGAAUUUGCGAAGUUUGAGGAGGAGCGGGCACGAGCUAAGUGGGAAACGGGUCACAAUCCCCUUUAUAAAGGCGCCACGUCGACAUUCACAAACAUCACAUAUCGAGGCAAAGACUGACCGCAGAGAAAGGACUGGACAGCGCUAAAAAGACAGUGUUCUUUUUAAAAGUUUAAACGUUAAAACUUUCUUAAAGAAUUAUGCAAACAUGAAAGAGUUGUAGAUAUUUUGUUGCUGUACAUAUGUAAAGUCAAAUAUGGCAUCUUCAUGUGGCAAGCCGUUUUAACAUUUAAUCUAUAAACUGUUCUAAUAUUUAUUUUCAUGCAAUACCCAGUUUUUGAUAUUAGUAUUUUUUAUCUUAUUCAUUAUGUAUUAUAUUCUAGUUCUUAUUUAUUAGAUACUACUACUUAUUAAAUGGACACUAUUAAUAGCUAUUAAAAA